AUGAACUUCUCGCUUAGCGAUUUAAGUUUGUCCCUGAGACUUCAUCAGGAUGACUCGACUGAGUCGCCCUCCGGAACCAAUCAAACGAUUCGGCCUCUCGGCACAUACUGGGCAAAUCAGGCUUCCAAACCUUACGACGUGGCGUCCAAUCAGGGUCGCGGCAAGGCAAGACUGGUCACAAGGUCGAUCUAUGUGAAAAG
Messenger RNA from Dicrocoelium dendriticum, 200 nucleotides. The record is from the annotation of a GenBank genome assembly. Lineage: Eukaryota; Metazoa; Platyhelminthes; Trematoda; Plagiorchiida; Dicrocoeliidae.